Physella acuta is the source of this 1965-nucleotide messenger RNA. RefSeq lists its product as uncharacterized. Gene Ontology annotation, molecular function: protein binding. The record is from RefSeq and is a predicted model, not a curated record. NCBI's taxonomy places the organism in Eukaryota, Metazoa, Mollusca, Gastropoda, Physidae.
AUGAGGGAUCUCAACAUUGAACAGUGCUACAACUGUGCCUGCGACUACGUCCAGUUCUUCGACGGACCGUCCAACAGCUCCAGAUCCCUGGGACGUCAGUGUACCUUCGUUUACGGCAGCGUCGUCCAAAGCUCCACCAACGUUAUGAGCGUCCUGUUUUAUUCCAACAAGAAUUUUACCUACAGGGGCUUUAAGGCCACCUACAUCAUAAACGAUCUGCCCUUCGGCUCUACGUGCAGUAACGCGCUACAGUGUGAGAUAGGUCUGGACUGUGAGGACGAGACCUGCAGCUGCCCCAGACACCAGUACUACGAUAUGGCGGCCAACCAAUGUUGGGAUAAGCGCAUAAAAGGUUCACUCUGUAACGCUGAUGAAGAAUGUUUCAACACGAUGGUCUGCAUCCAGUGGUCUUGUGAGUGCACGGCAGACAAGUUCUAUAGCAAUGUUACCCUGACCUGUCAUAACAAGUUGGCUCAGGGAGAGAUGUGUAACAACUCAGUACCCGGCAUGUGCCAGUCUCCCAAUCUCGACUGUGUUCCUGAUGACGUAGGUGUGUACCGGUGUUUGUCCGAGAACCAGACGAGAAUCCCCGAGUGUCCACGAGAUCCGGGAGAACUAGAAAGUCUCCACAUUGAAGAAAAAGGCACCACAUUUAUCCUUCUAAAGUGGAAGCUGCUAAACCUGGAUCAAAACGUCACCAUCAGGGUCAACUGGUCAUCUGGUGGGAUGACCUCUGUAGACGGGGAGCAACUGGCCGGCCCGACGGGUACCAACAUCACAGAACUGACCCCUGGUCAGGUGUAUAAUUUUACCAUUCUAGCGUUGCUGGGAGACGGCACACAGAAGGCGGAUGUUUUGGUACUGCACAGUUUUGUUGAUGCCAUGCUUCCAGGCACACCUGGAGGAGACAGCUUUAGCAUCAGCCAUGUCCCGACCCCUUACACCAGUCAUAUCCUGACCCCACCCCCCAACACCGUCCUAACUCCUCCCUACACCCUAACCUUUCCCCCCUCCCCUGGCGUGGUGGAUCACUACCACAUCACCCUCACCAGCGCGUCGACCACCAGCUACCACCAGACCACCACCACCCGACUGGACUUGACCGGACUACGGCCGGACACGGCCCACGGUUACUCGGUCGUCGCUUACAACAGACGCGGGGAGUACAGCCGGCCUCUCACUGGGGUCUUUGUCACGGCGCCGGAAACAACGGCAUUACCUUUGGAUAUAUCAGAUGAUCACAUGGACUGGAAAAACGUGUUCAUCGUUGGGAUCGUGACUUCCGUCAUCUUCUGUCUGGCCAUCAGCACAUGCUGGUUGACGUCAUGGGCGCUCGGACGACGUAGGACACGUGACCAACAAAAAAUGGAGAGCAUCCAAAGCGAUGAGAAAACAUUUUGUAACGAGUUAUCUACGCGGUACUUGGAAGUCAAAGACAAUGAGUAUGACAAACCCUCUCGAACUGACUACGGUGAAGAGAAUCUUUACAGUACAACGGCAGGGACUCCGCAGUGUACAGGCAGGCGAACCAAAAGCUUAGCGAGAAAUAAACUAGGGGAAGUAAAUCACACGAUGACCUAUAACAACAAAGAAGAGUUAUACAAUACAGGGGAGAGAAACGAGUAUGUGCCACCUGAUACAACGUGUAAACAGGAAGAAAACAAAGAAGACAGGGAUGAUUAUUUAGAACCUGUCGUAAAACGCAAUCUGAUUUUACAAAAUAAUUCAAUCGAUAAAGUUUCUCCAAAAUUCAAGAACGAUAACUCUAAAAUACAAGAAAACAAAGGGCAGGUCAAUGAAUAUAUUUUACCAGAUUUGGACACUUACUUCACGAUAACAGAUUCGAUGGAGAAGAAAACCGACGACUUGAUGGAUGAGAAAAUACAGGAGCAGAACAUGAACAGUGACGUUGUGAAAACAGUCUCUUUAGUGUCUGAAAUAUAUUACAACAAAGAGUCCUCGUAA